This is a messenger RNA of Triplophysa rosa, 4305 nucleotides long. RefSeq lists its product as uncharacterized. The transcript has 12 exons. Lineage: Eukaryota; Metazoa; Chordata; Actinopteri; Cypriniformes; Nemacheilidae. The record is from RefSeq and is a predicted model, not a curated record. Bases 431 to 4189 code for a protein of 1252 amino acids.
GAACUGAUUCGAAGGCGAACGAUCUUUGACGAGAGGUUAGAAAGAAGGGGUAGCCAAUCGCGUGAGAGCGCUUCAACAUUUGCAGCCAAUCGCCGAGCGGAAGUUCAACAUUUUCAACAUUUGACCAAUCGUAGCACAAGAGAAUGUCGAGGGCGCCCUGCCUCCGCUACCGAACUCAUCCGAAGGCGAACGAUCUAUGACGAGAGGAAUGAAUGAAGGGGGAGUGUCAGAGGUCAGGAAGGACAAGAUGGCUACAAAAAGGUCACAUAAAGCCAUGUCGGACGCUGAAUGGGUUUCUCUUCUCAGAAAAUUUGCCAGCACAGGAGUCUAGCCAUCAGAUGGCAACAGGCCAGCUCCGAGGCAGAAGCAGUGGCACAAGAUUUAUCAAAAGGUUACAGAUAUUAAUUGAUUUCAGAUUGAAAAAUGUCCGAUGCAAUCCCGUGGCCAGUUGACCUUGCAUGGAGCGGUCCAAAAGUGCGCAUGUGGUUUUCACACUCAGAAGCAGCCCACUGCCUCUUCUGAACAAACACAGAGGGUCAGAGAACAACAGCCUGCUGCUGCAGCGGCACAGGAGCAGAGUGAACCCCAGCCUCAGGCCCGGCCGCAGCCUUCACCAUCAAGGAUAACUCCGAGUUUGUCAAUGUUUACCAAACCAAGGUUUAGCGGGUCUCACAUUGCUGCAGCGAAGCCAAAUUUGAGUGCGGCUAGAAGACCAUCUCGUGUGGAUGACCAACCCAGCGCAGCAGUGUCCAGUGCCCCGAAACCAAGCACCACUGUCUCUACGCAGGACCCUGGAGUUCCAGCCUCUGUCCCCAGAACCACUCCAGAUGUGACCGCUCCUGCAGAGUCAUGCAGUAUCGUCUCCACUGCUCCUUCUGGGGCAUCACUGCAAGCUCCGUCUGCAGUUCCGCUUCCUCGUUUGUGGUCUGAGACCUUACCACCAGAGGAUCACAGGUGGAUUGCCGGCAGGCUUUUUAGAAUGGGGUCCAAAGGAAAGCCAGAGCUCCGUGACAACCUUCAGCUCUGGUAUUACCCACCACAGCCAGCACUUACGUACAAUCAGGCUCCAGCUCCAGACAGAUUUUUCGCCCAUGCUCUUUUGCUGUGGAUGCCAUAUAAGCUGUGGAGGGUCAAGGUGCUCUGUCCCAAUCCUGCCUGUGGACAGCAUCAGCUUACAGGAGGCGGUCUGCACAAGAGGGCACGGCAGGUUCUGGACAUCGAUAGGAUGUACAACAUGGUCACAGAAACCCUCAUCUGUACCAAGUGCAAAGCCUCGCAUGUGUCCUGGAGUCAGACUGUCCUGCAACAGCUGGAUCUGGGCCAUUGCUCUGAGUUUCGGGUCAUCCUCACGCAGAAGUAUGCCUGUGAUCUGAGAGUCAUUAGAUUCCUGCGUGAGCGUGGCCUAGGCAACAGUCCUACACGGGUCAUCAAACAGCUGCAUGAGAACCACAGCGAGGAGUGGCUCAAGUGUCUGGCCCGGUACACCACCCAAUGUGUUGACUUCGUCAACCGCCCUGGAGUGUUGCCAAUAAAAUUCCAGGAGCCCCCAAAGCCUACAGUGGUGCCAAGCUGGAAGUGUCUUCUCACUGUUUACAGCCGAGACAUCCUGACAAGGCUGGAUGAAAUCCAUGCCAGGAUAACAUCCACUUACGGCACAGUGUUAAAGAUGGAUUCAACUAAAAAGAUCACCAAAAAGCUGGCAGGCACAGCCAGAGGAACGGGACUGUGGCUCACCUCUGUUGGCAACGAGUUUGGCCAGGUGCUCAUCAGUGUCUUAACAGCCCAGGAAGGAGCAGGACUGGACAAGAUGGUAGACGGUCUUGUGAAACGCUACCAGCAGGCCGGUGUGGAUCCACCUGCCGUGUUGUACGUUGACUGUGGGUGCUGCACUGAGGUGGGAGAGACCAAGCUGAAAGCUAGGUUCAGUGGAUGGCCGGAUCUCCUGAUAAGGCUGGACAUCUGGCAUUUUAUGCACAGGAUCGCCUUGGGAUGUACGACCGACGCCCAUCAGCUUUACCCCAUCUUCAUGUCACGACUGUCAGCGUGCAUCUUUGAAUGGGAUGGUGCUGAUGUUUCUCUGCUCCGCAAAGCCAAGAGAGAGCUGCUGAUGUCCCAGGGUUGGCCUGCGCUGACAGAUGAAGAUGUCGACAAACACCUUAAGAGGGAAGAGUUGGCUCUCCAUUGUCGGAGGAGGACCUGCGGGGAGGAGACUACCAUCCUUCUCCUUGAAAGGCUGCUUACAGAGCUCCUGAGCAGCCAAGGCAACGACUCCCUGGGUGUUCCUCUCCUGGACAGAGAAAGGAUGGAGCACAUCUGGAGUGUCCAGAAGAAGCAUGUGAAAUGCAUCCAAGAUCCCCCUGGUGUGGUGCUCUAUACAGAGAAGGGGACCUUAACCAAGGGUGGUGUGCUUCUGAGGACAUACAGAUGUGCCAGAGGCUCCACUUCUCUCGAGUCCUUUCACUUGCAUCUCAACCGUUUCAUCCCAGGGACCAGUGCCAACAGUCUGAACUUUCAGAUUUAUCUGCUGGAGGGGCUUCACAGGUGGAACCAGGACCGGGAGGCUGCUUCCUUGUCAUCUGAACCAUCAGCUUUGCGCAGCUACACAGGAGAACUCCUUCACUGUGCAAACUGCAAUUAUGAAAAGCUGUUUGGCAGGAAAGUGGUCCCCACGUUUUGUCCCCCUGCACGUUACACUGGUGAGCUCAUUAGAGUCCAGUAUUUGUUGCUUCAGAAUGGUCAGGCACUGCAGGAAAUGAACCCAGACUCUGAGCAGACAGCAGAGCUCCUUGAUGACCUCAAUGUGGAAGAGCGGGAGGAAGAUGAGGGCUUCUGUGACAUCAACGAGGAUCACACCUUAAGAGAUCUGGAUGUUGUUCUGUCACCACUGUCCACACUGACACUGGGUUCUUUCACCCCAGUCACAAGCAGUGCCACCUCUGUCCUGGGCUCCUCAACUCCUUCAUUGGUCCCUGACACCAGUGUUCUGGCACAUAGCCUCCCACAGUCUGCGUCCCCUGUCCCCUCUGAGCCUUCUGAUUUACCUGUCCACUUGGAGUUGGAAGAUGCAGGGCAGGAAGGCGAUGAAGAGACGGCUGUUGACUACCAAAAUGUGCCUGGUUUUCAACAUGUGGACAGGCUGGCGGAAUAUCUGGUGGAGCUCCGGGGUCACACAGUCCUCAGCCUGACCAACCAGGAAGCCAUCACCAUCAUUGGACUUUGGCAGAAGCUGGAUGACCGAGACAAGCAGAGGGUGGUGUAUGCAGCUCGGCACCAGGAGCGACUGCUGAGUGGGCGCUUCAGAACACCAAAGAGGCCCACUCACACCCCUGGAGUCGAGAGCACCACCAGAUGUGUGCCGGGUGCAGGCAGCGUACCCGCUCAGUGGCCUGACUGCUGCCGUCUGGUGGAGACCAUCUUCAUCAGGCUUUGCACAAUUCACCGUAGCCCCAAGAAAAAAGGAAAGGGAAGCCUGUCGAGAUGGUCUCUGAUCCUCCAAGACUAUCGGAGGAUAGGGCAGCUUGUGCUUGGAAACAGCAUGGUAAUGGAGGGAACAUCCAUGCAGCUGGUGGAGGUAAACCAAAACACCCUGAUUCAGUGGCACAACAACAGACAGAGAGAGCAGGAACUGCUUGAACCUGAAGAGGCUCCUGAAGCUCAGGAGCCUCUUCAGGGUGCUAAACAGCUACGGACUGAGCCACAUCAGCCAGCGGAGCAGCACCAGUACAAGCUACCCGAGAGCACGGCAGGCCAAGCAAAGCAGAGGCAGACUUCUGUUGGGCGACCCCCUCUCAGGCCCAAAGCACCGGUUCCAAACCAACCGUUGGUUACACCAUCAGUAUCUGAAGCAUCACUGCAGAUGGUGACCAAUGUUCUUGUGCCAGCAGCAGCAGGUUUCCAGAGUGUGCCCAUGUUCCAGUAUGUGCCAGUGGUCCAAGGCAUGCUGAUGGUGCAGGGAAUGCCAUCACAGGUCACCGCCUCACAGCCUGCUGCACCCGCUGCCAAUCCAGGUGCCAUACCCAAGAGACCCUACAGAAGAACUGUGGAGGCCAACACAUGCAAGAAGUGUGGCCAAUUUAAAACAAGUGAAACAGGUCAUAGUCAGUAUAGGGGCAGGGUGUACUGCCCACACACUGAGACUGUUUCAAAAGAGGUAUGGUUGGAGGAAAUGAGAAGAACCAUCUCCAAAUAAUGUGCAAAUAUAAUGUAUAUAGUUUUAUGUAUGUAUAUAGUGUUGUUUGAACAAGUUGUUCAUUGUUAAUAGUAGUUUGUAGUUAUUUUGCUUUUAUUUGUUUUUAAAAGGCGUUA